Molecule: messenger RNA, 3352 nt
Organism: Vidua macroura (Pin-tailed whydah)
Lineage: Eukaryota; Metazoa; Chordata; Aves; Passeriformes; Viduidae
Gene: BRD3OS
Product: BRD3 opposite strand
Exons: 2
Coding region: 640-909 (89 amino acids)
Source: RefSeq, a predicted model, not a curated record
CGGAGCUCCGCGGCCGCUCCGCCGAGCCCAGCGGAGCCGGGCCGGGCCGGGCCGGCCAGCGCAGCACGGUGCGGUCCGGAGGUGCCGGGCCCCCCCCCGCCCCGCCCCAGCUCGGGUACCACAAGCGGGGCCGAGCAUCUUCUCCUGCAUCCCUGAGCACGUGACGUGCCGGGCUCCCGUCCAUCCGCGGGGAGAGGCCGUGCGCGGGCCUGGCCACCGCUGACCUCUGGGCUCUGACCUCUCACGGCUUCGGGAUCCGUUCUCCAGGGAGUUCAGCUCAUCCAGGCCCGCUCGGCCUGUCCUGCCCGGCUGCUCGCACCUAUGGAGAUGCUUCACGCACUGUCAACAAGCAGCACGUGUGGGCCCUUCCCAGCACGGAGCACGCAGCAGUAGCACCGCUGGAUGAGCUCUCAGAAGUCCUGGUGUGGCUUUUUAAAGCGAGGCCAGGCUGCCUGCUGCGAUUUUAGGGCCCUGCUCCCUCUCCUGAGCCGUGCCAGCAGCUCGUGGAUCCCGAGAGCCGUCCCCUGGGAUGUUCUCCCUUGAGCUCCAAGCGGCAGCCACCGACCUGGGCAGACCCAGCGGGGAUUAUUCCGGAGCUGUUGGGAAGGAGCUCCCGUUGGUGGAGCUCUCCUGGGGCAGAUGAGUGAGCCGGUGAUGAACGGGAGGGUGCCCCUGCCCGAGAAAGCCUUGUCCGAGGGCUACGCCCGCCUGAGGUACAGGGACACCUCCCUGCUCAUCUGGCAGCAGCAGCAGCAGAAACUGGAGUCAGCUCCCCCCAACACCUACCUGAGCCGCAGCAGGAGCAUGUGGUACUCGCAGUACGGCAACGAAGCCAUCCUGGUGCGGGACAAAAACAAGCUGGAUGUCUCCAGGGACACGGGGCAGUCCAAGUUUUGUGCUAUUAUGUAAUUCCCCGCAGGAACCCACACGUGGAGAGGAAGCAGAGCUGGGGGAGGUGGGUGUGCACCACCCUCUCACAGCCCCGCACAGGAAGCGGCGUUCCGGGAAGGCUGAAGUUGGAUUGUUUCUGCUGGAUUUUGCUGUUUAUAGACUCCCAUUCUGCAUGGCGCUGAGUGUGUACAACAAACCCGGUCUGGCUGGGGAGCUCUCGAGCCUGUUGCUGCCCAGCAUCUUGGCAGGGGCCGUGCUGGACCAUGUGUUGUACUUAAGAGGCUCGUGUGCCCUGAGAAACACCCGCUGGCACUUGGGCACCGUCCCCAGCCACCCUUACUGGCCAGUCCUGGUGCAUUUCCAGAGCUCUGGGAAUGCUGGUGGGACAGAGGCGAGCACAGAUCUAUUCCCAUCAAGGCUGUGGUUUUAAGAAGUUGAUCUCCAAAACCAUCUGGCCAUUACUUGUUCUGUUUGCCCUGUCUGUCUUUAAUUCCUGCCCUGAAGUGGUCUCUUCCAGCCAGGGAAUGGAGUGGUUUAUUGUGGGAACAGGGAGAAAAUGGGUUGAGAAUUUAAUCCGAGCCUUCAAAACACCUGGUAGGAAAAGUGUGCUGGAGUUUCAUGCAAAGCCAAGGCCCUCUCUGAUCCCGUGGUGUGGGAUCAUGGAAACAACAGGAGCUCUGGAGUCAGGGGAGCUGACUCCUUUCAGGAACAGAUCCCCCAGUGAACCACCCGAAAGGGAGGGACAGGCCCAGGAAAGCAACAGCAAGAAACCCCUGCAAAUACACAGAGGUCCUAAGGGACACGAGGAAGCUCCUGCACAGCACAGAGCCACUCCUGGGACGGGGAGCAGAAGGAAAGAGGCCACUGGAGUUUGCUUUGCAUUCAAGUUUUAACGCAUGCAGUAGCUUGGAAGGGUUUAACUUCUAGUUCAGGUUGGAUUGUAGGUUUGGUGCAUGUACUUUAAAAGUUGUGUCUGGGAUUGUUAGGAUUAACUGGAGGAUUUUAGGAGGGAGAAGCACUGCCCUGCUUGGGCACAGAGGCUGCUGCUUUCAGGUUUAAGUUUGUGCUGAAUCCUGACUUGCUCAAGGCAAGAUCACGCUGAGAAACUCAGCCCAGCAAACACCUGAAUCUUUUGUUAAAAACAAAACUACCACUUCCAGGGGUGUGAAUUAUGUACCCAGGGUUCAGCAUGAAAGUUCUUCUUCAGGGUUCUGCCCUUUCUGUCCUGCCUAGGCUGUGUGUGCCACCCAGCAGUGCCUGGGCACAGGCUUAGCUCCAGGAAAAUCAGCAUUUGAUGUCAGCUUCAGGAUGGAUUAUUUACCUGCCUAUUAUUAGGCACAGUCAUUACUUCUGUUCUAUUUAUCUAAAACCUCCUUUGCAUUUUUUCAAGCACUUUAUUUUAUUUUUUUUUUUUUUAAUACGGUGAAGAAUCUCUCCCACCUCUCCCGCGUGGGUGAAAUGCUACAACAAACACACAGACACUCAACCUUGCUGAACUCAAUGUACUGAGCAGAACACACCUGUUCUAGAGUGAAAUCAUAGAGGUUUGGUGUACUCAGCCCUGCUCCAUAGCACUGCAAACAAUAGGCAGCUUGUUGUUUUUUUAAAAGCACUAUUUCUGCAUGCGUUGGUGUUUGAUACCUUGUGUGUGUGCUCGUAGAUUUAAACCUGCUGGACCUCGCUGCUUUGCUCUGCACACAAAUAACCCUCUUGGUUUUGUCAGGACUAGCUCUGGAGGAGAAACAACUCAGUGAAUAAAUGUUUUUCAACCGAGUGCAAGCGUUCAAUGAGAUUCACAAACCCAGCGAGGCUCGGCAAGGUGCCGGGGGAGCAGUGCCAGGGAUGUGACCCACCUGGGCCUCCAGCUCCUGGCUCAGUGAACAGGAGAUUAUUUACUCAAACAGGCAGGAGGCUGGGCCCAGAGCUCCCCUGGGAACUGCAGGUGGAUUCACCUGGAGAAGCAGGGAGAGGUGGGUUCCAGGCCAGCCCUGGGGAGCACGUGAACUCUGGGAGUUUAAGGAACAGCACAUCCCCCAAACCAGCUGUUCAUUUUCUUUUCUUAUAGAAAAAGAAAUCCAACACUUAUUUUCUUUUUAAUUUCAGUAAGGAAGAUGCUUAUUUUGGGUAUAAUCAGUCUCUUUUUGUUAAUGUGGCUGGUAAACCAAAAUUCAGUUAUUUUGCAGAGUGCUAAUUGGACUGUACAAGACUAAACCCGUAAGAAUGUGCAUAAAUUCUUCCAGGAUGGAGGCUGGAUGUGACAGUGCAGGAAGAAGAGGAUGAGUUGUCCUUCCAUCUCUGUGAAUGUGACUGUAGUUUUCCAUUUCUGUGUGUCACUGGUCACAGCAGGGUUGUGGAGUGGCUGCUGUGGCUGUUCUGUGAGCCAGUUGUGUGGUGGUGAUGCACUUAUUUCAAACACUGUUGUAGCCUCUUUGAUAAAGUGCAUUAAAAUGAUUUGAAUGCA